Molecule: messenger RNA, 1044 nt
Organism: Chrysochloris asiatica (Cape golden mole)
Lineage: Eukaryota; Metazoa; Chordata; Mammalia; Afrosoricida; Chrysochloridae
Gene: BOLL
Product: boule-like RNA-binding protein
Exons: 8
Coding region: 212-736 (174 amino acids)
Molecular function (GO): protein binding
Source: RefSeq, a predicted model, not a curated record
CAAAUAUCAAAUCAGACGCAAACAGAUUCAUUAUCUUCAUCCCCUAAUCCUGUGUCGCCUGUGCCUUUAAAUAACCCAACAAGUGCCCCAAGAUAUGGAACAGUGAUCCCUAAUCGCAUCUUUGUAGGAGGGAUUGACUUUAAGACAAAUGAAAAUGAUUUAAGAAAAUUUUUUUCCCAGUAUGGAUCUGUAAAAGAAGUGAAGAUUGUCAAUGAUAGAGCUGGAGUGUCCAAAGGGUUCUAGUAUAAUGCCAGCAGCUGGAACAAUGUAUCUAACAACUUCAACUGGCUACCCUUACACAUUUCAUAAUGGUGUUGCAUAUUUUCAUACUCCAGAGGUGACUUCUGUCCCACCACCUUGGCCUUCCCGAUCUAUAUCUAGUUCCCCAGUGAUGGUAGCUCAGCCAGUGUAUCAGCAACCUACAUAUCAUUACCAGGCUCCUACACAAUGUCUACCAGGACAGUGGCAGUGGGGUAUUCCUCAGUCACCUGCUUCUUCUGCUCCACUCUUAUACCUGCAACCUUCUGAUGUUAUUUAUCAGCCAGUGGAAAUUGCACAAGAUGGUGGAUGUGUUCCUCCUCCACUGUCUCUUAUAGAAACUUCAGUUCCAGAGCCUUAUUCUGAUCAUGGAGUUCAAGCAACGUAUCACCAGGUUUUUGCUCCAAGUGCCAUUGCUAUGCCUGCACCUGUUAUGCAGCCUGAACCAAUUAAAACAGUAUGGAGCAUUCAUUAUUAAGACAAUUGGGCAGCUCUAGUCCAGCUCAACUGAUUUCUUGUCCAGUGAUCCUUGUGUGGCCGAGAUCCAGCUUCAUCGAACCGGCUAGAAGCUGCCUGUUGUGAAAUUUAGGGUUAGUUUAUACUUCACUAUAUUUAACUUAUUCCAACUACAAGAUGUCUAAAUUUAAUGAAAUUGUCCUUUCAGUGGUUCUAAAAAAUUAAUUCAGUUGUGUGGCAUGAUGAUUUUUCAUCUGUAUUAAUCUAACUAUAGUGACAUUUUCUAUAACAUGUUUUAUCCAUUCCAUUAAUAAUAAUCAAAUUGGGAAU